AUGUCGGCGAGGAAGGCAGCGGCUGGCGACGGUGACCGAGCGGUUGAAGAACCGAUAGGUGAUUGAAAUAACGACAAACGUUUUUUACUCAUAUGUGUUAAAACGCAGUAUGUAUCAAUAUAAGUGGAGAUAACUGAGAUUGGGUCGGAAAUAGAGAAGCCCGGUGGAGUGUUUUCGAUUAUUGUCACCGGUUGACCGAAACUUUGCGCUAUUCAGAAACUAGGUCAGUAGAUCAGUAGAGCAAACUGGCCUUUUUCACACCAUUUAUGUAACGUUCACUUUACACGACGUUUUCAAUCAUAAUGAUAAGUAAAAUGGAUAAAGAAACGGUGUUUUCGUCUACUCGUAGUAUGGCAUUGUAGCUUAAACUGGAUAUCAGUGUCUGCAUAUGUUUACCGAUAUGACCAAACCAAGCCAGGGUUAGCUUAGCAUUGGUAGCUCGGCCUGUUUGCUCGUACAAGUGUGCCGACUCUGCUGGUAUAUUUUCACCCCUGCUUUUUUGUCAGUGUGGAUCAUUGUGACAGUCAGUUCUUCAUCACAGAGCGGGGUUUUUUGUUUUAUUAGUGCAGCAUUAACACUCACUGUUAUUUAGGCCGAUAACGGGUGAGCCGUACUAACCGGUAAUGUUUUAUCUGGCUCAACAGUAAAGUGUCCUCCAUGCUGAAGAGCUGCUGCUGAAAUUGGCAUGUUUUGUUAUUUGAGUCCUAUAGCUACAAGGCGAACAAUGCUGUUUUAGUUCUUCCCUUUUUUCGGUUUCUCUUUAGCAUUUUGUAAUCACUAGUUAGUUACACAACAGGAUCAGUUGUAGCCUGUCAAAAAAUAAAAAUAGAUAGGCAACCUGGGCAAUAGAUAACCCAAGACCAAGUGCUGAGUAUAACCUUUCCACUAACUUUCCACUUCAGUCGUGUUUAUGUUGGACCUGGAUGUAAACUUUACACCCAAAAUUGAGCAGAUGUAAGUCUGUGAAGUCAGCCUAUUCAAAGUCAUGCAAACAGAAAAAUAACAGGAAGACUUGGUUAGAGGGUGAUUGAUGAAUGUGUGUCAACCUGAGAUAGAUUAAUACAAGAGUGAACAGUACUGCUACAGUUAGCUGAUUUUCAGGUUUUGUUUUUUCCACUGAGCCUUUUUUUAUUGGAUUAAUUUAAGAGCUCAACUCAACCUGAAGCAUGUUCUGGAUAGAAACAGAGCGCUGUCCCUGCCCUACAGGUGAUACUCGCCCUCAGGUUUUAUAUAGACAAAUUUGACUCCCACUUUUAAAUGUCUUGGCUUAAUAAAAGUCAGUAAAAGAAUUUCUUCCCCUGAAGACAGUGCAAAGAGGUGUGUGAUCUGCUGUGAGUUAUAACUUUCGAAGUAGAUAAAAUAAACACACAAUCACCCUUCAUUUAACAGGUCAUUUGUCAUAAAUAUUUAGGAGUGAGUUUGGUGGUAAAGUUUUUCUCUUUACAUAAAAAUGUUUCUUUGCAAAACAUUUGAAAUACUGGUGGCAUGAGAUGCAGUAUGAGGGGUUGAUCCUAUUUCAGGAAUUAUCCUUAAGAUUUGCUGCUGCUCCUCUCAUGAGUUCACUCAGACUUUAACCCAAAAUAAUACAAGGGGACAAGUAGUAAAAUUCAGGUGAUGUCAGAGUAAAAAACGUGGUGUUCACUUGGUAUGUUGGUAUUCACGCGUACAGCUCAUCCGGGUAAUGAUGAGUAAUUUUCUGGCACUUUGUGUUUAUACGAAAGAGGCUACAGAGACCAGCUGACCAGAGAGAGGGACAGAGCAAAGGAUAUAUUUUUCUUGAACCUAGUUUAAAUAGGCCUAACAUAGCUGUACCUGCAGCCAGCUUGAUUUGUGCCAACUUUCUAUCCUGUGCAAGUCAAUCUUAUACCAAAUAACUUCCUUGACACUGCGUAAAAACAAGGGCAGUCUCUCCACAGGAAAAACAAACAGAUCAUAUGGUUGGGGGUUCUCCCUUGGGAACUUUGAACAUCUUACAUUAGUUUCCUGCUGUCAAAUUUGAUUAUUCUACUAUUAUCUACUUCUGCAUCAAGCUCACAGCUUUUUUUUCUCACUCUUUGUUGCAACUUCUGGUACCAAUGACAAGCUGGUACAGUUGGGAGUCAUUUUUGUUCAGCUGAGAGCUUUUACUUUGAAGGAGCAAGAGCACAAUUGAUGUGCCUGCACAUCAUCGACUGAGUACCACGUUACGUUCACUCCAGUAGUAAUGAUAGAGACAGAGAUAGUAGCAGAGGUCAAAAGAUAAGGAAGAGUGGAGCAGGGAGGGAGAGAAACAGAACAACAGUCCUUUACAGGAGAUGCUGCCAAAUGUCAGGCAGGUCUCCAACAGGUGAGUCAGUGAUAAAGCAAAGUACAACUCUUUAGGACUCAAACAGUAUGAACUGGUGCAAGGCUGUGUGCUAGCUAGGUAGAUGUAAUAUGGACAGUAGCAUAGUUAUUUCAGAGAGACAAGAGAGGUGUUUACUCCCUCUGAGCAUCCCAAAGAAACCAAACAUGCAUUUAUGUUCAGUGACCAUAAUCUAGUCUGAGCUGUAUCGGGUCAUUUAAACAUGCAGUUGUAGUUUGAUGGGUAAAGGAGUGUACUUCAAUAACAUUCAGUGAACUGUAGUGGAUACGAUGCAUGGCAGAGCUUAUCUUUCAAGAUGCAUCUGUACAGUGUAAAAGUUUUAUAAGUGGUGCAUUGGCUGAGCAGAGAUUGUGUCUGCCUCAUUCAGCAACAGUUCUCAGGAAGAAUUUUCUUCUUCAAACCAACUUAAAUUGGUUUCCAGAAGAUUUUGAGCACCACCAACGUUUUCAUCUGCUCAUAUGGAAUAGCCAACAUCGCCUUUAAAUCCCCAGAGAACAUAGAGGAACGUCAGUUCAAGAACACGGGUGCAAGUGGUUCUGCAGUUUCAGAGCAGGAUCCUUAAACUGCAGGAACUUGGUGAUUUUUGGAGGAAAAAUCUUACAGCUUUUUGUGUCUUGUGUUUUCCAGAAGAUGUACUGGUUGAGGAAAGCCAAUCCAGUUCUAUGUCACUGGCUAGCCUGAUGACCCCGUCCUCAGUCAGCAUGUCCCUGAACAUGGAAAUGCCCCGGAAGCGCAAGGGCAGCAUGGACAACCAGUGAGUGGCUUAACAUCUCUUAGCUUUUACUUAGUUUAGUCUCUAAAGAUAGGUUUAGUGACUUUGUUUCUGCCCUAUUCUGAAUGAUUUUGACCAGUUUCUUUCUUUCUAGGGAUUCCAAAUCUGUUUCCAUCCUUGAUGCAGAUAUGGAAGAUGACCAAAAUGGGUAAUAUUUGCUGACCUGUCUGGUUUUUGCUUAAUGUUUUGUAUUGGUAGAGGUUUUAAAUGUGUUCUUUCUGCUCUACAGAUCAGACGAGGAAGACCAACACGUCAAAAUCAAAUGUUUCAGGUUGGCUGGAUUUGGUAUCCCCCAUUCAUAACAUAAGAUGCCUCAAAAUGUCAACAAAGAUAACACGUCAUUGUUUAAUGCCUCUGCAGGGAACCUCACAGCCAAAUUGAGAAGAGAAGACGGGACAAAAUGAACCAUCUCAUAGACAAACUUUCAGCCAUGAUCCCCACAUGUAAUCCCAUGUCAAGAAAGCUGGACAAACUCACUGUGCUCAGGAUGGCUGUGCAGCACCUCAAAUCUCUUAAAGGUACCAAGUCAAGGAACGAGAAACCGGCUACUCAGUAAAUUGAGGAAUUAUCCAGUUUAUCAUAAAUUGAACUUCAGUUUUUAAGCUUUGGGAACCAUUUUUAUUGAUAACCUGUUUGAUUGUAACCCUUAGCCUGUUGACGUUCCACUCUAACACUGUCUCCUCAAGUACCUUUGCCAAAUUUGUGCUUGUGUUGUUCAUGAAUUGGACGAGUUUGCAGGACAUGGUUCACUGUGUCCACUUGUGAGUGAUGUGAUGGGCAGACACUGUUAAGGAGCGCUCUGUAGCUCGAGAUAUCAAUCUGCCAUCAGAGCUACAGCAGAGGCCUCAGACAUUAACAACUUUUGCUUGCUCAUUAAGGGCUGGUAUGACUUUAAUGUUAUCUUGUAACUGGCCCUGAGGUUUCAUGAACAUUUCUACACUGUUUGCAAAGCGUGGCCAAUUGUAUGAUGGAACUGCCAGUUAAACAGAAGACUGCAGAGUCUCAACUAGACUUCAACACAAGGAAAUGAAAGAUAAGAAAACACGACAGUUCUUAUCUCGCCCUAGGGUUCAUCUACACAUGGUAAUAAAGAGAACUUGAGUUUGUGGUAUGCCUCAGAGUUCUACUUUCUGACAGCAUGGAGCCAAACAAGUUAGGAGACUUGGAGGUGUCAGUUUAACGCCCUUCACCUUCCUGUAGCAACAUUCUUCUGUGGCCAAGAUAACUACUGUUGCCGCCUGCCUGUCACACAACUGUGAUGUUGUCGCUCAAGGACAACAUCAGUGUUGCAUUCAUCAGGCUCGAGCAGUUCAAACUAUCAGAAGUCUGAUGAUAAAACGUAUGUAACUUUUCUGUCUGUCUUUGUAGGUUCAGGAACAUCUUUAUCUGAAGCUAACUACAAGCCAUCAUUCCUUCCUGAGGAGGAGCUCAAACACCUUGUCCUCAAGGUAAAGCUUUGUAUGAAUGUAUCUGGAAUUGGGCAGAAACUACAUGCAAAAUCGUGUUAAUCUGAAAUUAAAGAAGAUGGGUCUCAUUCAUGAAACAUCUUUGUGCAGAAGUACAAAUACAAAAUCCUUGGAACCUAAAGCCCAUUGCAGAUUCAUGGCAGAAAACGCUGAUUUGACCCCUGAUAUGGGCAAUGUAUCACUCAUGGUGGUAAAGAUGCCCCACCAGACCUGUUAAGUAGAAGUACUUGUGUGACUCUGUGUAGUCCUAUUGCACAAAAUUUGCAUAAACAGACAUGUUGGUAACACUUUAUUUGACACCUAUCUCUAUCACACAUUAUAAAUAUAAGUAUGAUGUGUUAUAAUCACAAUAAAGCACUGUAUGACUAUAGUUAUAAACACUCAUAAAUGAUCAGAAUGCUUUAUAGCAAUAAUCAUUACACAUUAUAAAGUAUUUUAUCAUGACUUACAAGGUCAGGUAUUAUAAUGUGUUGUAACUGUUAACAGCAGUUGCAUUGCAUUAUCUAUGUAGGCAUUGUCAGUGAGUUGUUAACAGUUAUAACACAUUAUAAUACCUGACCUUGUAAGUCAUGAUAAAAUGCUUUAUAAUGUGUUAUGAUUAUUGCUAUAAAGCAUUAUGAUCAUUUGAGUGUUUAUAACUAUAGUUAUACAGUGCUAUAAUGUGAUUAUAACGCAUUAUUCAUAUAUUUAUAAUGCGUUAUAGAGAUAGACGUCAAAUAAAGUGUUACUGACAUGUUUAUGUACGCAGUGUUGCACAGGGAAAGAGCAGACAUUCCUAUGUAUGUGAUAUUGCACUCAAGUUGCACACAUAGAUGUACGUGUAAAGCUACUGAUCGAAUGGUCCGACAUGGUCACAGUUCUGGUUUGUCCUGAGCCACGCCUUUAUUUGACCCUUGAAAGUUGCAGAGCUGGAGCAUACCAUGAGAGAGUGGUAGGCUGUUCCUGUAUGGGCUCCCUUUGAACCACACAGUACUUUGACCCUUUAAAAGUGGAUCAUCUAAAACAGGGGUGGGGAACCAUGUGCCAUGGAGAGCCGAGAGGCUGCAGGUUUUCUUUCCAACCCAAAACUCCACCAGGAGAUUUCACUGAUUACCUUACUUCCAAGCAGAGAGCAGGGACUAAUCAGUGAAAUCACCUGGUGGAGGUUUGGGUUGGAAAGAAAACCUGCAGCCUCUCGGCUCUCCAUGGCACAUGGUUCCCCACCCCUGAUCUAAAAGGAUUCGAGCUACGGAAACAUUGAAGAAUGUCAGAUCACUGGGAACAGCUUACACACAAAGUUUCAUAAAUGGGACCCACUGAUUUGAAGACAGGGAGUUGGCUGUUUUUCUGUCUGAAUGCAAGAAAAUAAAUUUAAUCGAUGAUUAGAAAUGGUCUAUUUAGCUCAAAGAUCUGUUGAACACAGAAUCUUUACAUCAAUUAAAGUAAACACAUCUACCCAAUAACCUCUUACUUCAUCUUCACAUUGGCUCCUCUUGUUUUUCCCUUUUUUGUCUUUGGUACAGGCUGCAGACGGGUUCCUGUUUGUCGUGGGCUGUGAUCGUGGGAAAAUAGUUUUUGUCUCAGAGUCCGUCACCAAGAUAUUAAAUUAUAGUCGGGUAACUCUUUUAUCUUUGCUUCUAUAUCUGAAGCAUCUUUUAUUCAUGUCACUCUUGACACUGCAGAUUGGUUGCGUUGUCUCAGCAGCAGUAUUUUCUGAUUAAAACACACCAGCAUGGAUUCAGGUGUUCAACUAUGUGCACAGAUUUUACUGAAGUUCAUACAGUAUUUCCAUUUUGACUAAUUCUGAAGUAAAUUAGAGCCAAGAGCAGGUCAGUUUGACGGGCUGUUUGUUUUUCUUCUAGGCGGAGCUGAUUGGACAAAGCCUGUUUGACUACAUACACCAAAAGGACAUGGGGAAAGUGAAGGAGCAGCUGUCGGCUUCUGAGUUAUACCCCCGUGAACGGCUGAUAGAUGCUAAAAGUAAAACAAUUUUCUCUGUGUGUGAUAUGGGGUGUGGUGGGAGAGAGGAAGUUUAAUCGCCCUGUCAUGUGUCUAGCCGGUCUGCAGGUCCAGGCUGAUCUCCCUGUCGGAGCAGCACGGCUGUGUUCAGGCACACGGCGCUCGUUCUUCUGCCGUAUGAAGUACAACAAGAUUUCAGUCAAAGUUGAAGACAAAGAAUUCCAGUCCAGCUCGUCCAAAAAGAAAGGUAGGGGAAUUAUCCAAAGGGUUAUCUGUAGAUAUGUCCUGCCUGGAAGUCUGAUAGAAGGGCUUCCACUUCAGAGGUCAUCUGAGACGUCAUAGUCAUCUAGAGUUUGGAAGUUCUGUUCAGAGGAAACCAAUACCUGAACAACUAAAAAUAAUUAUGAGAUUAUGUUUUGUCAGCAUAUAACUGACUGGAUCCACGAAAAUAGCUUACAUGGGAUGACUCUCUAAACUCCUCAUACUGUGGAAGGCUCUAAUUGGCUUUUUGGAGAUAAUGUUAGUAAUUCCCUCUACACUAACAGUCGAACUUUUAAAAAUACGGUAUAUAUUUUUGGUUUGUUUUUGUGUACUUACAGAAGUGCAGAAGUACUGCACCGUUCACUGCACAGGCUACAUGCGCAGCUGGCCCACCAGUCAGCUGGGAGCAGAGGGGGAGGGGGAAGCAGACAAGCAGGACAGCUCCCACUUCAGCUGCCUGGUGGCGGUGGGGCGCGUCCACUCCCACUCAUCUCCCCAGGUUAACGGAGAAGUCCGUGUUAAACCCACAGAAUUCACCACACGUUACGCCAUGGAUGGAAAAUUCACUUUUGUUGAUCAAAGGUAGAGAUGCAGUAUAGUACAUAUAUAUUAUUUUACUGAUACAGGACAUCUAUUAUUAUAUGAUGAACUUUCACACUCAAAACCAAACUGUUUCCCUUCUCCCACAGAGCAACAACCAUUCUUGGUUUUCUGCCUCAAGAGUUACUUGGGACAUCAUGCUAUGAAUACUUCCAUCAAGAUGAUCUACCGCAUUUAGCUGAAAGUCAUAGAAAAGGCAAAUAUCUAUCUUUAUUAUUCUCAUAUUGUCUCAUGUCCUUAUGAGCUUAUUCAGUCUGUGAUACAUGGACAAUAUUUCUUCAUUCACCAAUAUCUUCAUUCUUGUUGAAGAUACUGGGUCAGUGUUUGAACAACAUGUUAUUCAAUCGGGUCUUGUGUUUACAUGCACCUAUAGAUUUAACCAGAACAGCUGUGUGAUGUACACAAAAGAGAUGUUUGUCUGCACAAGGAGCCAUAGCCGUCACUGAUAGCUGAUCUUUAACAUGGUCUGUCUUGGACUGCAGAAUAAGAAAACCAUAAUCCUCCUUCUAUUUCAGCUGAAAAUAAUGAUCCUUUAUGAAUAAUUUGAAUAUUAGGGUCCAGGUAGACUCAGCUAGUGUCUGCUAAGAUGGUGCAGCAAAUCUGUAUCCUGUUUGAAGCACUGCUGGCUUCUUGAUGUCUUUCCCUUUUGGUCACGCCCCCUCGCUGUUUUUUUUUUUUUUUUUUUUUUUUAACAGUGCUGCGAAGUAAAGAGAAAAUCAAGACAAACUGCUACAAGUUCAAAACAAAACACGGAUCUUUUGUCACUCUGCAAAGUCAGUGGUUUAGUUUUGUCAAUCCCUGGACCAAAGAAGUAGAAUACAUAGUGUCAACAAACACAGUCAUAUCGUGAGUAUGAGCUUUCUUCUCUUAUUUUGCUUUACCUGCAUAUCUUUGCAUCUGAGAACAAAGUCUUUUCUCAUCCCCUUCAUCAAGACAUGAUCUCAGUCGAGCCAGUCGAUCAGGAAAGUCUGAGCAGUUGAGCAAUUCCAAAACACUUGAAGGUCAGUUAAAAGAAAAAAUCUAUGAAGAUAUUAGUUCUGUGUAUUAGCUAUAUUAGUUAAAAAGUUGACAAAGAUAUCACCCUCCUGUUAUCUCUGAUGCACUGUGGUACUUAAAAAUGUGUACUGUAACUCUUUUACCAUUUGAAGACGGAAAGAAGUCCUUUCCAAUUAUACCAGGUGUCUCCACCGGGCCUGGAACCAUGAUAUAUGCUGGAAGCAUAGGGACCCAGAUUGCAAAUGAGCUUCUGGAUUUUAACAGGUAUGACCCCUACAGAGGAAAAAUCCAGUUUUGACACCUCUGUAACUCUGAUGAACAGCUGUAACACAGUCAUGUCUGUGUCCCUUUAGGAUGAACUCUUCGCCAUCCAGUGGUAAUGUCAGCCCGUUCAGUUUACCACCGGAUAAAUGUCUACAAACUCCAAAUCAAAACAGCAACAAUGUAAGUUUUUGUUCAGGAAGAUUUGUUUACUAUAAACACAGCUGUUUUAGCCGCUCAUGACUGAACAGUUGGGUUGGUGCCCCUUUGCCAUGAAUGUCUGAAUCAGUGCAGUGGGAAUGGAGGUGAUCAUAUUGGAGUGCUUGGAAGCUCAUCUGUGUUUUUGGUCUUUGUUCCUAAGGUGCCAAAUGGAGAGGCAGUAGACAUGGAGGUGCCAGGGAAGUCCAGCUCAGAGGAUGAGCCACAGGGAGCUGCAUUUUCAGGCGGAGACACACUCAUGGGUACUCUCAAUACACCCAAACUGUAUAUAAGAAGUGUUUUUUUCACAUCCCUGAUCAUACUUCUUAUCUUGAAUACAGUUAUUGACAUGCAGACAGAGAAUCAGCUGCUCUGGACUGUUUUAGAUCCUAGUCUUGUUUGUGUUUUUGGUGUGUUUGUAACUCUGCCCUGUCAUCCUGUUUUGCCUCAGGGGAGAAUUCCCAGCUGGAUUUGGACAGCGUGGUUGGACCGGGCCUUAGUAGUCUUAGCAAUGAUGAAGCAGCCAUGGCGGUGAUCAUGAGCCUCCUGGAGACGGACACAAACUUGGGCGAGGCUGUUGACUUUGAGGAGAUGCACUGGUCUCUAUAG
Molecule: messenger RNA, 9445 nt
Organism: Xyrichtys novacula (pearly razorfish)
Lineage: Eukaryota; Metazoa; Chordata; Actinopteri; Labriformes; Labridae
Source: the annotation of a GenBank genome assembly